UAACUUUUGUUUUGUACACAAAGAAAAAUUCCUCCACUAAAGUAGAAUCCAAAAAGGAGAAGUUCGAGCUCAAUCAACCCGAAGAGGAGGAGAAAGGGUGAGGAGAGGGGGUGGUCGACUGGUCGGUAGUGAUUUCGAUCCCUCUUCGUGGUCUACGCAUUCUGCCCAGGUGUUAGCUGUUGUACUAGAAGAAGAAAAGGCUAUCAUGGGCAUUUCAGCCAAGUGGAUUAAAUCACUUGUUGGGAUAAAAAAGCAUGAGAAAGGCCAAAAUGCUGAAUGCAGUGAUGCAAGGAGAUCUGCUACCCAGUUGCUACACAAACGGAAGCAUUCUGUAGAUACAGAAGGUGUCCUUGCAGUCGAAGAACUCAGAGUACAAGUUGAACCAUUGGCUGGUGACACGAUCAAAGAAACGAUCUCAAAUUCCACUUCCUCACCCAGCACAUCUCUUCAAGUCACAAAGGAGCAUCAGGCUGCAAUAGUUAUUCAGUCUGCCUAUCGAGCAUUCUUGGCUAGGCGGGCUUUACGGGCGUUAAAAGGACUAGUUAGACUCCAGGCAGUUGUUAGGGGUCAUGCUGUAAGAAAGCAAGCAGCAGAAACACUUCAGUGCAUGCAAGCACUGGUAAGAGCUCAAGCUCGUGUCAGAGCAAGGCGAGUUCGCGUUGCUUUGGAAAGCCAGGUAGCCCAGAAGAAAACACCUGAACAAAAAGUUCGCGAGGACCAUCGAGAUAUUGAGGAAGACUGGUGUGGCAAUAUAGGCUCGGUAGAAGAAAUGAAGGUUAAGGCAUUAAAAAGGCAAGAAGCUGCGGCUAAGCGGGAACGAGCAAUGGCAUAUGCUUUAACACAUCAGUGGCAAGCAGGUUCCAGGAAACAAAAAGCGGCGAGUCUCCAAGACAAAGGACUUGGGGUGGACGAGAAUCAGUGGAGUCAGAACUGGUUAGAGAGGUGGAUGGCUGUACGCCCAUGGGAGAACAGGUUACUUGACACUAAUGCCAAAGAGGGUGUUCCGAUUGGUGAUGAUAAACAGGCUGAAGAAGACAGGACCAAGGUUCUGAACAAACCAAAAGAAAAAGUGCCCACGCCAACAAUACAAUCAAAUGGAUCAUGGCAGAAGAAAAGCACCAGCCACAAGAAAUCGCAUUCUGAUGUGAGUGGCUCCUCAUCUGGACAGUCUGCAAAUGCUCUACCUGCAACUUCUUUGGGGUCAUCCAAGAUAAAAGCUAAGUCAUCAGUUGAAAUCUCUGAUGAAGUCAGCUCUCAACCUUCAAAUUUGACUUCCCGGUCCACAAGCAAUCCAAAAGAAAGGCUAGGGCAAACCAGUGCACCAGCAAAGAAGCGACUAUCCCUUCCUAACAAAGUUAACAUGCAUCUGAGCAAGAUAUCAGCAGUUGAAGCUUCCGAAGCAUUUGAUGCUCGUGACUUGUGUGCAGCAUCAGGUAGUGGGGAAGUAGAAAAGGGCCCUACCAACAGUAAUCGGACAACCCAGGCCAAGAGAUCCAAGAGUGCAGUGAAAGGAACCUCCAAGUCUGAAUCAAGAGAGCAGCUGAAGCCUGCUAACACAACUGUGAAGCCAGUUGAGACACAAGCCUGAGAACCCCGUCCAUCUUAUUCAAUAUUUAUGCGCUUGGUAAUGCCCCUUCGUCAUGCAUGCUGUUGCAUUUGUGUAUAUAAGCUGAAAAAUAAAUCUUUACAUGCGAAUUGAUGCCAUGUAUUCUACAAUUGUGUGAGUUUGUUAGCGUGUUGUAAAUUGUUUACACUGCCGCUAUCUAUCAUUGUGUAA
Messenger RNA from Phragmites australis (common reed), 1777 nucleotides. RefSeq names its product protein IQ-DOMAIN 5-like. NCBI's taxonomy places the organism in Eukaryota, Viridiplantae, Streptophyta, Magnoliopsida, Poales, Poaceae. Gene Ontology annotation, molecular function: protein binding. The coding region runs from base 206 to 1588 and encodes 460 amino acids. The record is from RefSeq and is a predicted model, not a curated record. The transcript is spliced from 7 exons.